GACUGGUGCAUAUUGGGGGAGGAGUCAGUGGGUGCUGGGGAGACAAUGGAGUCGGUGCAGAUGAUGUUGGUGCUGAUGCUGCUGCUGCCGGGGACCUUUGUCUAUGCCCAGCUGCAGGUUUCCACUCCCCCCUCCCCCAUUGUUGCUCAGCUUGGAAGCUCCGCCUCCCUGCCCUGCACCUUCACUCUGGGGGUGGAGCCAGUAGAUCCCGCCCAGGUGCAUGUGGUGUGGAAGAAGGAGGGCACUAAGGUUCUGGCCUAUGUGGGGGAGCUGAGCACCCCGAGACCUGGAGCCCAACUCUCUGAGGAACGUCUGGCACAGGGCGAUGCCACCCUCACCCUCCCCAAUGUCACUGACUCCGACACCGGCCGAUACUCCUGCAACAUCCGACUGUCAUCUGAGCAGGACACACAAACUGUCACAUUGCUGGUCACGGAUACCCGUCAGAUUUGGGUGGAAGGAACCAUGGUUGUUGCAGAGCAGUCCAAUGAGCUCCAGUGUGGGGCCAGCAACUUGUCCUCCUCUGAUGUGGUGAUUGAGUGGGUGAGAAAUGGGCAAGUCCUGAGCACCUCUGCUCCUCACAUUGUGGAAAACACGGAUGAUCAAGGCUUUAUGGUGCAAAGUUCCUAUUGUCUCACCCCCACCAUUAAUGAUACCUGGGCCCAUUACUCCUGCCAGGUCCUGCAGAAGAACUUUCCUCACCUGCUAAAGAAGACUUUCCAGCUGACAUUGGGAGCUCGCCCGGACAUAUUCUUUCUCUUAUGGGGCAAAGGGCAGAAGAAUUCCUCUCUGGUUUGCCUGGUGUCCGGCUUUUAUCCCGAUGAACUCAGUGUCACGUUGAAGAAAGAUGGGCAGGUUCUUACUGACAAUGCCCGAAAGUGGGUGAAUCCAAAUGGCACAUUCUCACUGGCGGUUAUUUACCCAUUCAAUGUGACCAUGCAGGAUGAUAACAUUGAAUUCACAUGCACCGUCACUCACCCAACCAUUCCCAGAGGGACCACAGAAAGACUAUGCUUUUUGGUUGAUCAAUAUGUGCCCAAAGUAUUCUGGAUGAUUCUUUCUGCAGGGCUCCUGUUGGCAUUUGUACUGCCCUCCCUGUGCAAGCAUGUGACUGACAUAGCCGUUUGCAAGGACUGGACAGAAGGAAGCACGGCCAUGCUAAAGUGCAGCAUCUCUGGGCUCUACCCAAUGUCCAUAACAGCAGUAUGGCUGGUCCGGCAGGGGGAGAAGGAACUUGAGAUAAAGGAGAGAGGAUCCCAACACCCUGUUGGAGAUUACAGGGAGCUACAAGAACAGGAUUCCUACACCUGUUGGAACAUAGUGAAAAGCACCUGGGUGUGCAACCUGCGCCAGUCCCUCUCCUCCGUCCUCUGCUUCCAGGUGCAAAAGGACAGGCACAACCAGGCUGAAUUCAUCUGCAGGUUCAUGAGGAGAAAUAAUAUCCUGGGGGAGAAGCACUACUUUGGUAAUGUCCUGGAUAAUUAUGGGUUCUACUCUGUAUCUGAGAUCUGCAUCCCCGAGGAAUGUAAUGUGGGCGAGAAGCUGACACUGACUUGCUGCAUGCAAGGGAAUGUCCCACAAGAAAUCAGAGUAAUGUGGGAGAGGUGCCAGGGUGAGGAGAGGACACCCAUCUCCAAGGAACAAGAUGGGACCUACCAUAUCACAGAGAAUAAAUCAGCAGGGAUGUUCUCAACCUUCCUCACAUUCAACCUCUCAAACAUGGAUUCUGGGGCAUCUUUCUCCUGUUCCUUCUCAGAGAACGAGGGCAGGAUCCUGGCAGAACGCAGUUCCAUGUCCUUGAAAGUGACAGAACCAAAGGAGAACACCUGGUCAAAAACUUACCAGGACUGGGGUUUCCGGGCAUUUGAUGAAACUGGCAUCACUGAAAUAUGAAAGACACCGCUACAAGGUUGUGCGGGUCCCGUUCCUCAUUACCUGGUUCCAUCUAUGAUUCACCUUUCAUCCUGCUGGAGAUACAACAAGAUGUUUGUGAGGAUCUAUAGUCCAUCUGCAUCAAAGAAGAUAAUGUCAGCAUGUGGGGCCAAUAGGAAUGGAUUGUGUGUUUGAUUCAGUGUGGCCCCAACAUCAUAAUUCCAUGUGCUGCAAAUGUGGUGCCUCUGGGAACCAAACCCACACCGUGUGAACUGCAAUGUUGCAACUCAUCAUUGGCCUUUCCUCAAAAGUGGGCCAGUAACACAUUCACCAUACAGUACAUCACCAAAGCUCAGAAGAACUGGCUGGCAUGUGGAAAUUAGCCUUGCUGUAAGAGAGAUAGUCACACAUCCCACAAAAGUGCCAACUCGUGCCUGAUAAGUGGCAUCAGCCUUUCUGGGACUCAGAGUCAUUCAUAUUCCCAAUAAAAGCUCAAGGGAACUCAUAGGAAACAGGACCAGUUGGUCAACAAAAAUACAAAUGUCCCAGAGUCAUUUGUUUUUAAUUCACUGUGGGCUACAAAACAACAGCUAGAAGCAUGGAUGAUAAGCCUCCAAGACACCAAUACUUUCCUUAGCAAUGAAAACAGACUAAGAAAAUGUCAGUGCAGGGCAUAUGAAGAUCCAAGUUGGGCAUUUCUCUAUCUCCUGUAUCUGAGCAGUGGAAAAUACUGACUGUGAGAAUAUUUUUGGGUUCCAUGUGUGAUGGAAACCAGUGGAAUAAAAUUCAACAAAAUUCCACAUCAGAAGCUGUAAACUUAACCUCUAAGCCAAUGGUCAUGCUAUAGACAUCAUCACUGUACUUCUCUACUACACUGUCUGCACUCAUCUUCAGCUUCUCACGUUAUACUCAAUGUCAUACUCUGGUCAUACUCCAUAUACACCAUAUCCAGUUGUCCCCAAACAGUGGCUCGUGUGUAACAUGUUGCUCACCAACCCCUUGGAUGUUGCUCCCAGUGGCUCCAGCCCAAGUGCUUUUUAUUAGAUUCCUGGCAAGAUGUACUCCAAACAGAGCCACCUAUAGGUUGCCAGUCCAAUCAGAGGCUGGCAAAUAACCAAUCACAAUUCUUAUUUGGCACCCCAAGAAAUGUUAUGGUCAGUGUGUUGCUCCCCAACUCAUUUUACAUUUGACUGUGGCUCACAAGUAGGAAAGGUUGGGGGGGGGCCUGCUCUUAUCUAUUCUACUACUCAAUUGCCAUACUCUUACCUGACCCACAUUACUCUUUGUAUGGUCAUACCCUUUCCUACAACUAUCAGAGUCAUACUCAGGUCAUAUUCUUAUCUGUACUACUACUCUACAUGGCCAUACUCUUCCCUGCCCCACAUUACUCUUUGUAUGGUCAUACCCUUUCCUACAACUAUCAGUGUCAUACUCUUAUCUAUACUACUACUCUACAUGGCCAUACUCUUCCCUGCCCCAUAUUACUCUUUGUAUGACCAUAAUCUUUCCUGUCUUACAACUAUCAGAGUCAUACUCAGGUCAUACUCUUAUCUGUACUACUACUCUACAUGACCAUACUUUUCUUUGCCCCACAUAACAUAGUGCCAUAUUCUUCAGCUAUCUCAGGUUAUGUUGUUUUUAUCCAUUAUUUUACACAUCACUGAUCUAGAACUCUGUCGUCAUAGUCAUUACAUCCCUAAAACUCUCUGUCUGUCUCUAACUCUAAACAUGGCACUCAGUAGAGCUAAGGGGAUCUACACCCUUAGCAGCUACUCAAUAUGAAUUCUACAGCAAUAUGUAUUGGAAGCUACUAGACAUCUACACUGGUAGGGUAUUGGGUAUUGGGUAUUUUUAAAGUGAAUGGCUUUCCAUUCUGGGCAGUAGUUGGCCUUUAAUUACUAUAUGUAAGAUGUAAGGCAUCUUAUCUGAGGAUCUGCCCUUGGGCCACAUUAUUUGUGAUAUCAGUGGCAGCAUGUGACUUUGGGCCAGGGAUGAGACAAAGUGGUGGGCAGAACAUAACCAUGCCUAUGGUAGUUGCCUAAUUGCUUCUAUGCAGCCAUGAUUUGCCCCAGAUAUGUUGGUUUCAUGACUGGAUUAACAGAAACUCAUCUCUUUCCCUGCACGUUGCUGUCAUUAAGCUGAGCCGGGUCAUACUCCAUACCCCUAUAUGCUUCUCUGUUGCCGUAACACUUUGGUACCAUAUUUAAUGCUGUUAUAGAACACAUCAUAAUCACUCCCAAUACAGAGCAUAUCCUCAUACAGUUGUACUUGGUACUGAUAUACAAUAUUUUCCCAAGAAGGCCACCAGCCACGACACCUUUUCUAUUGGUGAAUGUGCCAUCCUGACUGGGUACCCUGUGCCCGUGGGUCUCACUCUCCAUAUCAGCAAAGAAUUAGCCAGUGACUCUCAUUAUCAAGUUCCUCUGACUGCAGAAAUAAACGUGAAUAUGAUGAUAAAAAA
This is a messenger RNA of Xenopus laevis (African clawed frog), 4333 nucleotides long. RefSeq lists its product as uncharacterized. Bases 46 to 1893 code for a protein of 615 amino acids. The record is from RefSeq and is a predicted model, not a curated record. The transcript has 8 exons. Lineage: Eukaryota; Metazoa; Chordata; Amphibia; Anura; Pipidae.